UCGAAGCGCGUCAGCAUCACCUGACAGUCUCAGCUCCACACAGGAAGUGGACUUACAAAUUCAACAUGGCUGCUGUCUGAAAAUAAAGGAGGAGCUGCCCUAAGCAAUGAAAUAAACAGGAGGAACCUUCAAACUACGAGACAGUCGACCCAGUACGGUGUGUUAUCUGGUUAGACCUGCUCCGACAUGGCUGUGUGUGUCCAGUCAGUGCAGGAGUUCGUCCAGGACUCCUUCGUCCCCAUGGUGGCCGUCUUAGGCAGCGAAGAAGCGGAGAGAGUGACUCGCAAGAACAACCUGAAUUUCGCUGAGCUGCUGAGGCCUUUCUGCAGGCUAACGUCCGAAGGCCAUAUCCGAGACCCCAACAACCAGAUGCAGGCUGUGAAAAACCUGCGCAUUUGUGUCAACAAUGUGUCAACCAGUCUAAACACAGCAUCUGCUCCCCUCAGCCCUGCCCAGCGCCGGAUGCUCAAUGAAGUGGUGUUAUCCUGUCAGCCACAAGAUGGUGCUUCGACCAAUGUGAUUACAGCAGGAGACUAUGAUCUUAACUUCAGUGCAACCACACCCUGGUUUGAAACCUACAGAGAGAACUUCCUGCAGUCCAUGCCUGCCUCUGACCAUGAGUUCCUCAACCACUACCUCGCCUGCCUGCUGGUUGUGUCCUCCACAGAAACAGUCCCUGUGGAGCAAUUCCUCAAGCUUUCCCAAGAGCAGCACAGGGUUCAGCAUAGUGGUGAAUAUACUAACCCUAAGUGGUUUAUUCCCAACACGCUCAAGUACUACGUCUUGCUGCAUGACAUGAGUGAAGGGGAUGAACAAAGGGCAGAAACAGUGUAUGAGGAUAUGAAACAGAGGUAUGGUUCUCAGGGCUGUUACCUUUUGAAAGUAAACUCACGUGCCCUUUCAGCUGAAGUUGAUGAACAGAUUCCAGACCCCUGGAGUCAAUAUCUUCACAGGAGCAAUAUACAAAACCAGGAUAUUCUUGAUGAUGUGGCUCCGACUGUCAACAGUCCUGCUUAUGAAAAUAAUAUCAGCACAGCGGAAGCGGACUGCCAACCAUCAACAGACAAAGAUGGAAUGUCCAACAGCCUGAAAAGCCAUCCUCUGCAGCUUGACACAAUUAACACCUCAGGGAGCCUGUACACUCUCGAUGCUGUAAGCAAUGACCUGAAGAAAGGUGCAAGAGCUCCAGAUAGUGUGUCGGGGGGAUCAGGAAGCCAUGGAGUAUGCCUGACCCUGAAUGACCAUGACCGCAUCAGGCAGUUCAUCCAAGAGUUCACCUUCAGAGGCCUGCUGCCGCACAUCGAGAAGAACAUUAGACAGCUCAACGACCAGCUGGUCUCCAGGAAAGGCCUGAGCCGGUCUCUGUUCACUGCCACCAAGAAGUGGUUUGGUGGAGGUAAAGUUCCAGAGAAGAGCAUCAGUGAACCAAAGAGCACAUAUGGCCUUCUAUAUCCACCAGAAGCCCCGGAGCUGCAGAUCAGGAAGAUGGCUGACUUGUGCUUUCUGGUUCAGCACUAUGAGCUGGCCUACAGCUGUUACCACACUGCAAAGAAAGACUUCUUGUCAGACCAGGCCAUGCUGUAUGCUGCAGGAGCACUGGAAAUGGCUGCAGUGUCAGCUUUUCUGCAGGCUGGAGCUCCAAGACCAUACCCAGCACAUUACAUGGAUACAGCUAUACAGACGUACAGAGAUGUGUGCAAGAACAUGGUGCUGGCCGAGCGAUGUGCUUUACUUAGUGCAGAGAUUCUGAAGAGUCAGGCAAAAUACUCGGAAGCGGCAACUCUUCUCAUUAAGAUGACAAGUGAGGACUCUGACCUGCGUAGUGCACUGCUGUUGGAACAGGCAGCGCACUGCUUCAUUAACAUGCGUAACCCAAUGGUACGCAAGUUUGCUUUCCACAUGAUCCUGGCUGGUCAUCGUUUCAGCAAAGCAGGACAGAGGAGGCAUGCACUGCGCUGUUACUGCCAAGCCAUGCAGGUGUACAAGGAGAGAGGCUGGUCUUUGGCAGAGGACCAUAUCAACUUCACCAUUGGGCGUCAAUCCUUCACACUUGGUCAACCAGAGAACGCCGUGACAGCUUUUAGAGAGAUCCUGACCAAUGACAGCAGGCAGACUGCCACACAGCAGGGCGCCUUUCUCAGAGAGUAUCUCUUUGUGUACAAGAGUGUGAUCGGGGGAAAUGAAGUCAGUCUCCCUCAACUACCUCUUCCCUGCAUCCACAGCUCAGCCACAAGAGUUUAUUUUGGACACGAUCGCCGCCUUGCAGAGGGGGAAAAGCAGGCGGCUACUCAUGUAUCUCUAGAUCAGGAGUAUGAUCAGGAUUUGGCAGCCAUGUGGUGCAGCCUGGAGGAGCAGCUUGUGGCUGCCUCCAACAGAGGGAUUGUCCCAGCUAACUUUCAGCCCACUCAAUGCUGUCUCAACAGCCAAACGGACAACCUGCGCUGCCCACUGGCUGUAGUGGAGGAGCCAAUCAUAGUAGAGUUAAAAUUCAACAACCCUCUAAAGGUUUCUCUGGCUCUGUCCAACCUAUCACUUCUCUGGAGAUUCACUGCUGAGGGUGUGUCUGAAGAGAUGGCCAUCACCAAUGAGGAGACCUUGGAUCUGGGGGUAAAACAGAAGGAUGACAUCGUCACAACAGAGGUCAUCCAGGAGUUUCAAAUGGGUCCAGAGGAGACCAAAAUUGCUCGGCUGAGGCUGCUGCCACACAGAACAGGCCAGCUGAACAUUGUAGGUGUGGUGUACGACCUGGCCACAGCCUUAUCUGGAGAAAAGGCUCCAAGCACUGAAGGUCAGCAAACAUUGGAUUUGAUAGUGGUUCGGGGCAGACAGGACCUGAAAAUUCGUGGCCUUCGACUCAACCAGACCAAAGAGGACAAGAUGGUGGUUAGACAUGGUCCUGAUCAUCGACUGGAUCCCAUCAUAACGCCGCCCAUGCCCCUAAUGGAGAUCUUUUUCUUGCAGUUUCCCACUGCUCUGCUGUGUGGUGAGAUCAGAAAGGCCUACGUUGAGUUCUGUAACGUCAGCAGUGUUGCUUUGCGUGGCCUGCGAGUGGUAUCCACACACCCAGAUUUCUUUACCUUUGGCAGCCAUGCCACGACGCCCGUUACACCUCUCAGCCCUAACUCAACUGAAAACUGCUCAGCCUAUAAAACCACGGUCACUUCCCCCCAGUCGUGCUCUGGGGCAUCAGAGAUGUUGGUUUCUGCAGGGGAAUACAGCAAGCUGUCUGGUGUUAUGGAGAUACCGAUAGAUGGCAACACGUUGCAGCCGGGAGAGUCCACCCAACUCCCUCUCUGGCUCAGAGGACCAGACCAGGAGGGAGUUCAUGAAAUCAAUUUCCUGUUCUACUAUGAGAGCACAGAGAAAGGAAUCAAAAUCAGUCAUCGUGUGUUGCGUCACACAGUGUUUAUCUGUGCCAGUCGAUCUCUGAGUGUGCAGGCCUCUGCUUGCCGCAGCAGCGUUCCUCCAAAUCAAAGUCUUGAUGACAAAAGUAGCAGUGGAACACUGGUCUUUGUUGAUGUGGAGAACAUCAAUACGAAUGAGGCAGGUGUGCGAGAGUUCCACAUUGUCCAGGUUUCAAGCAGUAGUCAACACUGGCGCCUCCACAAGUGUAUCAACCCUGCAAAGGAUAAAGAUUGUAAACUCACAAGCAGAGAAAGAGCCAAGCUUUGUUUCAGAGCCACACGAUGCAAGCCCGUCCAAGCUGCUUCAGAUGCUGUGGACAAGUACACCUUUGCAGACCUGAAUCUGGGAAAUGAACGGAUCAUCAGCUCCGCCACACCCUGUGGAGAUUUCUUUUUCCGUGGUUGUCCGACCUCAGAUUCCCCGCGAGUGAAUGUGGCAUCAUCCAGGACAUUAUCCAGCAAGAGCUCUGUUCCCCCUGAGGUCACAGCCUCUGACAUUAACAACAUUGUAAAGAAGUGUAAUGAGCUGGACCUCAACAUAAUUGUCAUUUGGAAGGCCUACGUGGUGGAGGACAAUAAACAGCUGAUACUAGAAGGCCAGCUUCAUGUGGCCCUGCAGACCAUCGGCAAAGAGGCCUGUUCUCUGACUCCCAAAGAGGAAGCUCAGGAGAUGGUGCUUCUCAAGUUUAAAUCAGAGCUACCUCCUCCAGUCAUCCUUCCAUCUGCAGAGCUAUCCCAGCUCAUCAAAACCAACCUGCACUACCCUGAGACCUACACACAUCCAUUCAUCCAGGACAGUCUCUGUGUGGUGCCUGUUACGUUGACUUUGUCGAACUGUUCCUCUUCUCAAGUGGAUGUCAACAUUGAAUUACGGCACAAAAGCAGCAGCCUAGAAUCUCUAGAUGUCCACAGCUCGUUCACCUGGGUGGGUCAGACCCAGUACAAACUGCAGCUGAAGUCUCAAGAGGUGCUGUGCCUUACUCUGCGGGCCUGCUUUCUCCAGGCAGGAGUCUACAACCUAAACACUCCGAGAGUCUUUGCCAAGCUGGCCCAGCUGGGCACUAUGUGUGAGACAAGUCAACAGACAGCUAGUCCUGCUCUCAUAAUCAUCAAUAAUGCCUGAGCAGAGGAGCCUAGCCUACGAAGAGGAGGGCCUGGAUUCUGUGGACAGAGAAACCACUUAACAGAGUCUAUUAGUUCUCUACACAGGACCAUACUUGUUUUCUUGAAUAUACUGGACAGCAGGAAAACCGAUGUUUUAUACCAAUUAGUAAAAUAGAAAACGAUUUAUUUAAAGCAACUACAGUUUUUAGAGUUUGAUGAGUAAAUGUUAUAGAGUAAGCUGACGGACAGUUUAUGGACCUUGGAACACAUACAUGUCUUCAGCCAGAUGUAAAUUUUUUCAUCUGCAUGUUGGUUUUCUUCUUAAAAGGCCCACUCUUCAACACAGAUGUUAACCUUUCCACAGACUAGCCCUGUGUGCUUCUAACCCCACUGUUUAACCCACCAUCACCAGAUUCUAACUAGAGAUGUGUACAUCUUAACGUUGUACCCCCUAACACCCAAUCAUCUUAUCAUAGAGUCUACAUUAUUGGGGCAUCUAUUCUCCCAAAGUUCUUGGUAAAAGCCUUCUGACGACUGGAUCACAUUCACCUGUUCUCUCCGUGGCUUCAUGUCUCAACAACCUACUUCCCAUGUUGUCUCAUGUGCAUGCAGUUUACUUCCUCCUGUCCAGCUAAUCAGAUCAGCAUACCCUCUCAUUUUUUGUUUGAUCUCACCAUGUUAUGAUAGAAAUCUUGUAUGCAUUGAUUUAACAGGUUUUUUUUCUGAAAAUUAUGCAUUAUAUUUAUAUAAAAAUUUGAAUGUAAAUAUAAAAUAAAAAUGUAACAAAUGAU
Molecule: messenger RNA, 5299 nt
Organism: Notolabrus celidotus (New Zealand spotty)
Lineage: Eukaryota; Metazoa; Chordata; Actinopteri; Labriformes; Labridae
Gene: trappc8
Product: trafficking protein particle complex 8
Exons: 29
Coding region: 187-4527 (1446 amino acids)
Biological process (GO): endoplasmic reticulum to Golgi vesicle-mediated transport; protein localization to phagophore assembly site
Cellular component (GO): cytoplasmic vesicle; TRAPPIII protein complex; phagophore assembly site
Molecular function (GO): protein binding
Source: RefSeq, a predicted model, not a curated record